AUGUUUGGUAGCUAUUAUUGGGAGCAUAUUGUUGCUGAACUUCGUUCACAAGCUAAAUUAGCUAGUGAAGGUGCUGUUUUAUUUAAUGACAUAUCACGUAAACGUGAUAAGGAAGCAACUGAUCGUGAAAAGCAAACAGUGGAAAAAAUAACUCAAAGUAUAGAUCGUAUUAAAGAACAACAUUCAAAAUUAAAUCGAUCGGAUAGCAAAGCUGCUGCAUUACUUACUGAUUCAUCUGAUCAUUUCGAAGUCAUUCGAUCAGGUGAUUAUUAUAUGUUUGAUUAUGAAUCAGAUGAAAAAGAAGAUGAAGAAAAACAAGAUGAAGCAACUGUUGCUCAAGAACAAAUUCUUCAAGUUAUAACAGCACGUGAUAAACAUACAGCUGUUGCUGCUGCUGCACAAAAACCUUCAACCUCUUCUUUUGAUGAAUCAGACAGUCAAGAAUUUCUUCCAACAUCACCUAUUCAAUCUCCAUUGUCUCCAGCAAUAACAACUACAACGGAAAUGAUACCAUCAUCGACUACUGAACAGACAACAUCUGUUGAACCGAAAGAAUCUGAAGAAAGUCAAAAAUCAGUUCUUUUUAAAAUAUGCUUAAUUGGUCAAAUUGUUGUUGAUUAUUCAAUUGAUUUCUUUAAACGAAAUUCACGUGAUUACAGAGAGGUUUCAAUACAAUUAUAUCAAAUGAAAACACAAGAUAAAAAUAAUCAACAUGAAGAACGUACCCGUUCACAAAUGAAUAUUACAACAGUUUCAGCUGUUAAUCUCGAUAACGCUGAUUUUACAGCUUCUGUAAAUAAUGCUCCUACUAAUACUGAAACACAUUCUCAAACAACUGAUUUAGAUAAACUUUCACGUCUUUAUCGUUUUUUUGAUUCAUUAAUUUACUAUAUAAUGUCUCGUUCUGAACUUGUCUGUUAUUCAGCAAUGGUCAUUAAUCAUUUAACAUCAGGUUCAAUACUUUCAAUGCCAUUACCAUUAUCAAUAUUCCUUUGGGCUAUGUUACCAUCACGACCAUCAAGAAAUUAUUGGAUUACAAUCAUAACUUAUACAGAAGCAAUGAUUGUUGUUAAAUAUAUAUUUCAAUUUCGUUUCUAUCCAUGGAAUGCUUCAGAAAUAAUAGAAAAUAAUCCAUUAUCACCAGUGAAUAUUAUUGGAAUUAAUCGAAGAGAAAAUGCUGCUUCAGCUGCAGAUCUUUUUCUACUUUUAUCAUUAUUUUUUCAUCGAUCAAUAUUAAAACAACUUGGACUAUGGAAAGCAGAAACAGAUUUAAUUGAUCAAGAUGUUGUUCGACCUGUCCAACAAGAACUUUCUCAAUCAGAAAUAUCGAAAGUAAAAAGUGGUUAUUUUUUGAAAACAAUCAUUGAUGUUUAUCGACAACCACAACAAUCAUCAUUUGUUCGUGAUGUUUAUGCAUCAUUAUUUUUUUGUGAUUUCAUGAACAUGGUUAUUGUUAUACUUUUUUAUAGUCAAUUUGGUGUUCCUGUAGCUUUUCUUGUAAUGCUUUUAAUUCAAUUUUUAUUAAUUAUAAUCGAUCGAGCACUUUAUUUACGUCGAAAUGUUCGUGGAAAAUUCUUUUUUCAUUUCUUUCAAGUUAUUUGUGUACAUGUUUGGUUAUUUUUUGUAUUACCUGCUAUAACACAUAUUACAUUUCGUGAUAAUGUUGCUGCUCAAUUUUGGUAUUUAUUUAAAUGUAUUUCUUUUGGUUAUUCAUCAACGCAAGUACGAUUAGGUUAUCCAAAACGUAUUGCUGGAAAUUUUCUUAUGAAAAAAUUUAAUUAUGUUAAUCAAAUAUUAUAUCGAAUUUAUUUAUUAAUUCCAUUUUUACUUGAAUUGCGAACAAUUAUGGAUUGGAUUUUUACGGAUACAGCACUUGGAUUAUCAAGUUGGUUACAAUUACAAGAUAUUUAUUCGGAUGUUUAUUUGUUGAAAUGUGCACGAUGGGCAGAACAAAAAUAUCGAACUGAUCGUGGUGUAACUCGACCGAAACUAACAAAAUAUGGUGUUGGUGGUUCUUUAUUAGCUUUAUUAAUUUUAUUAAUCUGGUUUCCAUUAUUAUUUUUUUCAUUUUCUUCAUCAUUUUAUCAACCAAAUCCAUCUAACGAAGUUAAUGUUGAAAUUAAAUUAGGUCCAUAUUUGCCAAUUUAUCAAAUGACAGCACAAGAUAUCGAUUUAGUUCCAUUUACAUCGGCUGAUUUGAAAGCAUUACGUGAUAGAAUUGAUUCAUUAAAUAUAGAAACAGCUACUAAAGAUAGUGCUUAUGGAUUUUUACGUGAUUUUAAUCGUGAUGAUAUUCAAUGUGUAAAUUUAUUUGCUACAAGUGUUGAUCUUUGGGAAAUAAGUCAACCAGUACGUGAUACUGUUGUUAAUAAUUUACGCUCCAAUGUAACAGUACCUGUUCGAUUUUCAUAUACAAUAAGACGUUCUCCAUUGGAUCAAGAUAAUUCAGGCGAUCAAGCAACUAUUGUAACAGGAGAAAAUACAGUUGGUAUAACAGCAAAUGAUAAAAGUAUUCGAAAUGCAUUAAUUGAAAUACUCAAUGGAGCAAUGGAUUCACGAACAACUAUAAAUUUUACAAUUGUAAAUUUAUUACCAAGGUUUUUACAUGUUAAACCGAAAGCAAAACCAGAAGAAAUUUUUGCUUUUAAAAAUAGUAAUUUCAUUCUUAAAAAUUUUAUUGAUUAUUUAAAAUCAACAUUUUGUAUUUUAGGUUUUUUAAAUGAUUAUUAUGCUAAUAUUACGAUGGGUUUAAAUAGUACAAAAACAGUUCCCAAUAGUACAGAUGUUUGGUGGGAAAUGUCCGAAUAUGGGAAUAAAUAUAGUUAUACUCCAUCAUGUGCCUUUUCGGGUCAGAAUUAUUUGAGUAUGAUCUUUUUCAAUGAUAAAGUUUCGCCGGCCAAUAUUUCAUUUCUUACUCGAUAUGGGAUAAUUGGUUUAUAUACAACAUUUGUGGUUGUUGUUGCCCGAUUAUUUCGUACAAUCUUGCAAACAAGUAGAACAAUAAUGUUUAAUGAAUUACCAAAUGUUGAACGUUUAUGGCAUCUUUUACGUGAUAUUUAUUUAGUUCGAGAAAAUAAUAUGCUACCUUUUGAAGAAGAACUUUUUGCCAAACUUGUAUUUCUAUAUCGAUCACCAGAAACAUUAAUACGUUUUACGAAACCAAAGUCAGAAUAG
Molecule: messenger RNA, 3174 nt
Organism: Rotaria sp. Silwood2
Lineage: Eukaryota; Metazoa; Rotifera; Eurotatoria; Philodinida; Philodinidae
Source: the annotation of a GenBank genome assembly